Perkinsus marinus ATCC 50983 is the source of this 1020-nucleotide messenger RNA. RefSeq lists its product as hypothetical. Bases 1 to 1020 code for a protein of 339 amino acids. The record is from RefSeq and is a predicted model, not a curated record. Lineage: Eukaryota; Perkinsozoa; Perkinsida; Perkinsidae. The transcript has 10 exons.
AUGAUUCCACAAAUAUGUCUGAUAUCAGCUGUAAUAGCAGCACUGCCGUUGGAAGUGGAGUCAAAUGAGAAGAGUCUAUCGGGGGGAAUGUCUUCAAGGCAAUUCCUGGGAUCUAGCAACUACGCAUGUGAUCAUCAUACUGAUGUUUGCUCGAUAGCAGUACAAGGUGUUGGUAUGAGGGCUUCAGAUUCCCUCAUGGCAUACGGCCAUGAUAGUAUACCAAAGGCUGCAUCAUCUAAUACGAUACGUGUACCUGAUAGUAAUCGACUUAUUGGUGGUACACAGCAGUUAGAUAUGCCUGGCGAGGAAUGGGUCUUUACAAUCGAUAUCAAUUCUCUAGACCCUGGUCGAUACGAUCUUUAUGUCUUCACAGCCAGCGAUGAGAUAUAUCUUGGUGUAUUAGUUGUUGUUGAUCUUGGCAUGGACUCGGGCACAGGGGAUACAACUACACCAAUUCCAACUACUAUGGCUUUCACUACUGGUGUUUUAAUCCCUAUUAUCCCUACUACAGGGACUAUAGAGGAUUCUGAUGGUAGCAACUCUAUUGCAAUAUAUGUUGGACUUAUAGGAGGCCUCAGUGGUGGUUUAUUGGGAAUCGUUUGUAUUCUCAUUGCUGCUUGCGCGUAUUGUGGCUGGUCUGCUAGACGUAAAGGUUUCAAAGAGCUCAAGGAUAUAGAGUCUUAUUAUAGCCGAGAUGAUGGUCGUUGUGAUAAUGAUGAUUCGGCUAGCAUCAUUAGUCGACACAUUAAUGCUUUACAUCAUAUCACAUCUAGUAAUGGAGUAGAUAUUCAUCAAGACAGCAACGACGACGACAUUCAUUCGGAACUUUCUCUCCUAUCUUUGGAUCCCCUUUGCCAUCUUGCAGCUACUACCACUGGUGGAAUGCCACAUGAUGAAGAGGGAGUUCGUCGGGGAGCAAUACCUGGUGAGCCUAUCGCCCCGGCACCAUCUAUAAGAAGGAAUGGUAACCAUUCCCUUUCUGUUGACAAACAACAACAACUACGACGUCGUCUCAUAUGA